Molecule: messenger RNA, 1102 nt
Organism: Petromyzon marinus (sea lamprey)
Lineage: Eukaryota; Metazoa; Chordata; Hyperoartia; Petromyzontiformes; Petromyzontidae
Source: RefSeq, a predicted model, not a curated record
GUUUUUUCUUGAUUUGGUUGUCCCACCUGAUGACGAUUGCUUGUGUUGCGAUCGAAACGUCGUGAUCUAUUAUUUUUCUACCUACGUGACUUUACCGAAAGAACCAAAUAGAAAGUGGAGUAAGUUUAAUCGUUACAGUCAUGAAAAUUCAAUCACCUUAAGAUGUGAAUGUGAAUCGUUGUCUCUUUGCAUGUUGCAGCUUGCCGGAUCGUCUUGACAAAUGAAGAGAAACCGAAAACGUUGGGUGACUCCGUUCUGUUUACGGCUCACAUAACCACACCUCCGAAAUGCACACUCAAGACCAUCAUGUGGACCAAGGCCUCAUACAUUGACAGAGCCAAAUGGACGUCAUAUAAGGUCCAGAUCGCAUCAUUCAACAGCUCGACGCAUGUGCACUCGCACUACAGGGGGAGAGCCUGGAUCUACGGUGACAACUCCUCCAACUUCUCACUCUCCAUUGAAGCGCUCACAGCAGAUGACGCUGGAUACUACAAAGUUACAGCCGUGUGGGACUCGGACGAUGGGGAACUGCGAUCUGAGAGCCAACAGUUCCUAGCUGUUCAUGAAGGCUGUGAGGUUUACACCCCGCGAGAUUCACUUCGCUGCACUCCUGGGGAGACGGUGACGCUCCCGUGCCAGGCGUACUCUCCGCUCUGUGCCCUCGACACGAUCACAUGGUUCAAGGUCACCUCAGAGAAACUGCCAAUUGUGAGAAGCAUGAAGACCCGCAAUAACCACACGGAAGCUGGGUACAAGGGCAGGGUCCACCUGGCCGCCUUGGGAGCACACGACGCCUCCCUGAUCCUCACCGACGUCACGCUCAACGACAGUGUAAUCUACGAGUGCCAACAUCGAUGGGGACACGAGAACAAAAUCCAUUCCAGCAAAGCGACCGUGACGCUUGCGGUCCAACACGAGUUGAUGCCGAAGCCCCGGGGUAAGGACGAUUCUUGAGAGUGAGUUUCACGGUGUUGGCCAUGGGUGGGGGAGAGGUACAACGUCAUCAAAACAGACUCAGGCUACCGACCCAGCUACGUGAGUUUGAUUCCAGGUGGCGGACUAACAUCAGCGGUGAGCGAUAUCUGAAUCUGCCCGAGUGCGC